UACAAACAACUCCUGCAGGCCAGUAAUUGGAUUUAAACAAUUGUAUUUGUGUGUCGAGACUCGAUUCUUUCGCUUUUGUGUUCGUGUUUUGGGACAUCGUUCUCUUUGCAUAUUAAAAAAGAUCUCAUUGUCUUUUGAGAGAUAAAGAAACAUAACGUGUGAUAAGUAACCACUCUUUUAUGCAUUUUUUGACACAUAAUUUUAUUGACGGCUUUUUUUUUUAUAUUAAGAAUACAUGCAGUGUAUUGAUUGUGGUCAAUGCUCCGCCGUGUCGUCUGUUUGCAUCCCCAUUUUGUAUCUGAUCUUUGUCUUGUUUAUAUUUGGGUAUCAACAUAAUCAACACAACGGAAUAGCCAUUCCACGCCGCCGGACCACCCUUAGCUCUUACUUGUAAUCGAUAUCGAAAGGAAACCCUCUCCGACCAUGUGCUUUGGACGCCUCAUUUUCAGCAUCGGAAAAUGAAUGACAUCGAUUUUUAUAGCUGAACAUUAUUGUUAUUGUAUGGAGAUAAAUGUUUAUAGCAAAGAUCGCAGUGAACGGAGUUGCGUAUGAAAAAGUCGUAUUGCAGCCAUUGCCAUGGAAAAUGCCAUCAUUGAUCUAAAUCUGAACGGCAGGGUGUUCCGCUUGAAGCGUUCCACGUUCCUGCGAUUACCUAUUGCUUGUCUGGGAUAUGGCGAAGAUGGUCAAGGUGAGGUGUUUCUAGAGCGCCAUGCAGACUGUUUUGAAUCCAUUCUUUGGUAUUAUACUAACGGAGAACUUCAUAUGCCUAAUUCUAUAUGCCCAGCCGUGUUUAAAAAGGAACUGGAGUUUUGGUCUGUGGAUCCAAGUAAACUCUCUCAGUGCUGUUACAUGAAAUACCUUUCGUUUUUUGAAGAUCAGAAAUUGCUUAAAACAUUUGAGGAGGACGAGAAAAAGUCCACAGGCGUAGGAAAACUUCCAAAAAUUGGGAGGAGUAAGCUGGAGAAAUUUCAGAGUAAAGUCUGGAGGAUUCUUGACGACCCAUCGUCCUCUGUUGCUGCAAAGAUAUACGUUGGUGUGUCAGCGUUCGUCAUACUAAUGUCUAUAUUCGUUCUCUGUGUGAGUACUCACCCGGCGUUCCAGAGAGAACUACAGUAUGACGAACUCGAGGCUUACUACAGUUCUGACCCGGAAAUGCUGGCACAGGUCAAAGGUCUCCGUAACAAGCCAAUCAGAAAAUCCGACAACAGCCAAGUUAAAAAAGUGUCACCUAAAGCACCAACAAAACGGAAUCAUACAUUUUCAUUUUUGUCAGACUUAAAACUGAAUAACUCUUUUGAUGGUGACCACGAAAAUAAAACGGCGGAACUUAUGCCACCACCAAACACAGUUGCGAGAUACACGUAUUUGGAUUAUCUGGACUAUGGAAUGGUGACCUAUUUUGGAGUGGAACUUAUUAUAAGAAUAACGUUUUGUCCGAAAAAAUCGAAAUUUUUCUCAUCUUUACUUAAUAUCAUUGACGUCAUAGCAUUUUCUUCGGAAGUUGCCACUAUGACAUUUGAAUACAUAUUUCCCAAGGAAAAGUACAUCAAAUUUUCCGCUUUGGAUAUCGUAGAAUGCAUUCAGAUAGCUCGAGUGUUUCGUCUUUUUCGUUUAGUAAAAAAUUUUAUUGGAUUUCGCAUUUUAAUUUAUUCAGUACGUGCAAGUCUAAAAAACAUGUUGCUGAUGAUUUUCAACUUACUUGUAGCCGCUCUGAUUUUUUCAUCCAUCGGGUUCUACUCGGAUAGAGCCACAUUUGAAUCCAUACCGGAUGCAAUAUGGUGGGCUAUUGUUACCAUGACAACAGUUGGUUAUGGCGAUUCCUAUCCGCAGAAUAUUCCGGGGAGAUUCAUAGGGUGUUUGUGCGCCAUCUCAGGGAUAUUUGUGAUAGCCGUGUCCAUUCCAGUUCUUGUAAAUAAUUAUGUUCUUUUUACAGGUUUUGCCAAUUUGCCAAUAAAAAGGCACUCAGACGGUCUUACGUCAUUGCUCAAGUCCGAAUUCGACUCCCGGAGAGAAAGGAAACAUUCACAAGAAACGGAACCAAUGACUUCCAUACAAAGUUCUUAGUAAUAACUUAAUUCUUACAGAUAUACCAUACAUAUAACUCAACGAAUAAUUCUAUAAUUAUUUUGUUUUGCAUUUACUUGUAAAGCAUGUUUUUCAUUCAAUGUUGUUUGAAAUCGCC
This is a messenger RNA of Saccostrea cuccullata (small rock oyster), 2182 nucleotides long. RefSeq names its product potassium voltage-gated channel subfamily C member 2-like. Gene Ontology annotation, biological process: protein homooligomerization; potassium ion transmembrane transport. Gene Ontology annotation, cellular component: membrane; voltage-gated potassium channel complex. The transcript is spliced from 2 exons. The record is from RefSeq and is a predicted model, not a curated record. Gene Ontology annotation, molecular function: voltage-gated potassium channel activity. Bases 577 to 2064 code for a protein of 495 amino acids. Lineage: Eukaryota; Metazoa; Mollusca; Bivalvia; Ostreida; Ostreidae.